UUUCCGGUUGUGUGUCAGUGCUUAAUUUUCAAAACUAAACAUUCGCGUUGAAUGUGUUUUGCUGCAGUAUUUCAGCUGAUUUGACGCGGUUUUCCUCGUUCUAAAGGUCGUUUCAGUAUCCUGGAGUGCUGUAAGGAAGUAGUAAAGGAAUAAAAUAUUAAAUUCGGCUAAGUCAUGAAAUACUGAUGGUGUUUGAUUUGAUUUUUGACUAGUCUUGACAAAUUGGUAAUAAACACCUGGACAUUGACCGGAAGUAAACAUGGCCCUUUAUGUGUUGUACGAACACGCAGCCGGCUAUGCCGUGUUUGGUGUAAAGGAAUUCGAGGAGAUUUCGAUGCUGCUGCCACAGGUGGAACAGUCUGUGACAGACUUAUCACGCUUUAAUUCAAUCGUUAAGCUGUUGGGAUUUGCACCGUUCAAAACGGCGGUGGCCGCUCUGGAAAAUGUAAAUGCCAUCUCUGAAGGUAUCGUUCCGGACGAUUUGUCGGUCUUUUUAGAUAGCGUUUUGCCGAAAGCGUCUAAAUCAAAUAAGUUUACGCUGGGAGUUGCCGACGCUAAGCUUGGUGCAGCCUUGGCUGAAGCAAUAGGUAUUCAAUGCUCGCACAUUGGAGCGAUACCGGAAAUUUUGCGGGGCAUUCGUCAUCAUUUUCCUAAACUAGUUAAAGGAUUUUCGGACAAGAGUGCCGGCAUAGCCCAGUUGGGGUUAGGGCAUAGCUAUUCCCGUUGUAAGGUCAAAUUCAAUGUUCACCGUUCGGACAAUAUGAUUAUCCAAUCGAUCGCGUUGCUAGAUCAGCUUGACAAAGAUAUUAAUACUUUUUCGAUGCGAAUACGCGAGUGGUAUUCCUACCACUUCCCAGAGCUGGUGAAAAUCGUACCAGACAAUUAUCUUUUCGCCAAAGUAGCACAUUUUGUAAAAGACCGUAAAUCGCUGUCGGACCAGAGCCUUGAAGGGCUGGAGGAAAUUGUUAUGGAUUCGGAAAAGGCUAAAGCCAUUAUUGACGCAUCGAAAAUGUCGAUGGGUAUGGAUAUUUCCGUUAUUGAUCUGUUAAACAUCGAAAUGUUUGCAAAGCGUGUGGUUAAUUUGUCCGAGUAUCGUCAUCAAUUGGCGGAGUAUUUGCAUUCUAAGAUGGGUAAUGUUGCUCCAAAUUUGCAGGCACUUAUUGGCGAUCAGGUAGGGGCUCGGCUUAUUUCCAAAGCUGGUAGUCUUACAAAUUUAGCAAAGUAUCCAGCAUCUACUGUACAAAUUCUUGGUGCCGAGAAAGCACUUUUCCGUGCAUUGAAAACCAAAAGCAACACCCCAAAAUAUGGUUUGCUUUUCAACUCUACAUUUAUUGGACGGGCUAACGCUAAGAAUAAGGGUCGCAUUUCACGAUUCCUUGCAAACAAGUGCUCGAUCGCGUCUCGCAUUGAUUGUUUCACAGAAGCGCCGAGUAACGUUAUUGGCGAAGCGCUCAAACAACAAGUCGAAGAUCGGCUCAAGUUCUACGAAACUGGUGAAACGCCUCGCAAAAAUCUGGAAGUUAUGAAAGAAGCCCUGGAGGCUGCUUCUCAAGUCGCGGCAUCCAAUCAACAGGCCAGUGGUAAAAAGAAAAAGAAGAAUAAAAAACGCAAACAUGAGGCAGAAAAUGGCGAGAACGGAAAUGGCGAUGCUGAUGAAACAUUGAACGAAACGAUCAACGGUAACGGCACUAUGGAAAUCGCCGAAGACGAUGAUCCGGCCGAUGAGCCUAAGAAGAAAAAGAAAAAGAAGAAGAACAAAAACAAAGACAGCGAUGCAUAAAAUUUUAACAUUGAAUUACUUUUCUUUCUUUAUUCUUUAGUUUAUAAACUUAUCAUCUAUAUCUAUCAGAAAUAAAUAAACUUUAAUUGAUUCUAA
Messenger RNA from Uranotaenia lowii, 1876 nucleotides. RefSeq names its product nucleolar protein 56 (gene Nop56). Gene Ontology annotation, molecular function: snoRNA binding. The record is from RefSeq and is a predicted model, not a curated record. The transcript is spliced from 2 exons. Bases 260 to 1780 code for a protein of 506 amino acids. Gene Ontology annotation, cellular component: small-subunit processome; box C/D methylation guide snoRNP complex. Lineage: Eukaryota; Metazoa; Arthropoda; Insecta; Diptera; Culicidae.